AUGCAAUGGUUUCUGAAGACAAGUUUGAUGGCGGCUGCAACACUCGCAUGCCUGGUUCCGUAUAAUUUUCACAGAAAGAAAGUUGCGGUUAAUGAUGCUGGCGCAAGGAAGCUCCCGAGGCCAGAAUGGUUUUCAGCUUUGGUGCAAAAUCAUGGGCUGGAGCAUUUGCUUUCCCAGAAGUUGCAACCAGUGCCAGCGCCCACUGAGCUGAAUGAGCGUACUUGCAUUUAUUUGGUCAAGUUGGUUGCAGAUGUUGAGUACAAGGGCCCUUUAACGCCGUGGGAUCGAGAGUGCAGAUUCUUGUGGGAAUACUUCGGGUAUCCAGCUGAUGCUUUUACGUUGAAGGUGUCCCGGUGUUUCAAGUUCACUGCUCCUGUGAAGCUUGGCUUUGCCAAGCAGAGGUUUGCUGGACUUGUGCAGGUGGCCAAUGUUCCCUCGCAGGACAUUGAACGUACUGGUGCUCAGUGCAUUUCCGGCAAUGCCCAGCAAAUUUUGCAAGGUGCAGAGCUGCAGCGCGCUUUAGGAAUUAGUGCUGAGCAGUGGGCAGCCUUUGUUGCAAAGCCAGUAUCUUUUGGUGUCCCGCAUGUUAUUGCAAAAUUGAUUGGGCGUGCGGCCUGGUCAAAGCUUCUUGUUCUUGCCAGCUGGUCCACCCGUAGAUUGUUUGCUGUGAACCUUUUAUGCGAGAAUCUUCAGUUCCCCUCACAGGUUUGGUUGCGACAGUUGAGACUGCAAAAUAAACUUGGAACCUCAGCGCCCCCGCCUGAUCUGAAAUUUGGGCCAGAGCAUGCGCAGCAGCUUGCGUUCAAGAUUCGGCGUGCAGCGCCGCUUCUUGUGAAUGCUUUUGAAGGCGAAGAAGAGCUUGUUUUGGAAACUUUCGAGUGGGAGCAGCUGGUAUCUCGUUUGGAUUCUUUCUGCAGAGCAACAGGAAGUUCUCAUCGCAAGGUAGCAGAGCUUCCAGAUGGUGGUCAUAUGCGGAGAGGGAAUAGAUUUGAUAUCACAACCGUUGUGGGCACGUUGGCAGCAGCAAUGCAUUUGCGCAACCGGCAUGAAUUGAAAGACAUAGUCAAGCAGAUUAUGGCAACUGUUUUCGAAGAGUUUGACUUUGAUGACAGUGUGUGGGAGAAGAUUCCUUCAGCGUCUACCUUGUCCAGAUCACAACUGUUGGUAGAUGCCGCGCAUUGCUGUUUCAUGCGACAACGCUUUCGUGAGCAAACCUUUCGAAUGUAUUUGCUGGCAGAUAGUUCUCCUCAGGCUGGUCAGGAUUAUCUUCUAUCAACAGCCUUGAUGAUUGCCUGCAAUGACUUGGAGAAAUGCGUGGCAGCUAGCUCGUACAUGCGAUCAUCUUGGCAGGAACUGGUUGAAGCGUACAAGCGAGAUGAUCAUGAAACGUUUGCAGACAUAGUUUUGCUUCGGAACCAGCAUGGCAUGACUCUGGCGUCAUGCAUCAAUGUGCACCGUUUUUUGCCAAUGGCGUUGGGGUCAGGUGCCUCUGGCUUGGAGCACAAGACGACGGCCCUUGCUCGUGCCAUUUUCGCGGAAACGCAAUCUGUGUCCGAUUUGCAAAGCGUGCUGUCGCAAGUAGUGAGUAUGACUUCUGAUAUGGGCACAGAAAUGUUUAUUGCUGACAUGGCCGGCUUUACCCUCAGGGAAAUCCUUCCUACUUGGGCCGUGGAUGCUGACUUGGAGCUGGAUGUUGAUGCAGGUGGAGCAGAGCAGUUGCAAGCUGAUGUUGAAGGUUUUUUCUUGCCGCGAGGCGUAGCAGUGCCGGGUUUGAAUCAUAUCAUUGACAACAUGCGGCUUGGGACCCAGAACGCUACCAUGGUGCUUCUCAAAUGCCAGAGGCAGAAGAAGAUCCAGCGCAGCGAGCUGCGCGGCAAGACAGUGCGGACUGCUAUGCGUGCGCGUGACGCAGCGCAGCAUGGCUCUGAGCUGGAGGAGGAUGUGUUGGCUGUGUUGGCAGCUUCUAGCAGGGAGCUCGGCCUUGAUGGCAAUGGUGAUGGGAGGAAGUUCUUACCGUGCCCUCUAGCAGGGUUGAGAGCAGUUGAGCUGGCCAGUGGUGCAAUGGAAGAGCAUCUGUUGCACCUGUUUAACUUAAGCAAAGAAACGCUUUUGGCAGAAUUGGCGCCCAUGCCAGAGGAUGAGACGGUGAGCCUUCUGCAGGAGUUUGAGCGCGGGAAAAGUCAUAUGGUGGCUACCUUCACAAACAAGCUGCAGCACUGGAACAUGCUCCCCUGGAAGCUGGCAGCUCUUGCUGAUUCAGACGAAGCAAAGGCACGACAAACUGCUUCUAAUCUGGUACGUAGCUUUGAUGAGUCAGAGCAAAGAGAAGAACUGCAUCACCGGCUCACAUGGUUUUGGAUGAAAACUUCGCCGCGCGUCAGGGAACAGUUAGACGCUUUCGUGUCCGGCCGUCCUUUGGCAUCCCUGCCAGAGUUGCAUCGUGCGGUGCGCGAGCUCUCCUUCAUACCAAUAGCCGGAGCCUCAAAUGGUCUGCGCAAUCAGUUUUGCAAGUAUGUCAGUCUUGAGUAG
Molecule: messenger RNA, 2529 nt
Organism: Symbiodinium pilosum
Lineage: Eukaryota; Dinophyceae; Suessiales; Symbiodiniaceae
Source: the annotation of a GenBank genome assembly